CGCUGCAAUGGCGGAGAGAAAGAGGAGAAGGGCAUAAAGCCGGGCUGUUGCUGCGGCUACCACUUUAGGGGAGAUCGCUUCAAUGUCAGGGUGCAGAAUGGAGGCGGAUUACCCCGCCUUUGAGAACCCGCUCUGCAGCGAGCUCAAGCACAUUUGCAAAAGGAUCAAAGAGACCUAUAAGGAGAUCAAAGAAGAUCUAACUCCUUACAAGGAUGAUCGUUACUACAGGUUGGCCCCAAUGCGAUUGUACACGCUAUCCAAACGGCACUUUGUCUUGGUCUUUGUCGUGUUCUUCAUUUGUUUUGGUGUAACUGUCUUAAUAGGCAUAGCAGGUCCCAAUGUCAUUGAUGCCAUUGUAGACGCAGCUCCGCCAAGCAAUGGUCCUGAGAUAAGAAAAUUUAAUUUAAGUUCACAGUCAUUAUCUACUUAUAAUCAACAGUUGUGGCUAACAUGUAUAAUACAGAUGGAUCCACGUGAUAACUUGAAAGUUGCGACAGUGUCCUUGAAUAUGUUGGUUAGAAUAAAUGGUGUAAUAGAGAAUGCAAGUGUAAAAUACUUCAACAAGGAAGUUCACAACCGGACAAGAACUCUCAACUGUGCAGAACAAUGUGCUGAAAUUAUUGUGGUUCAUCUUGGCUACCUGAACUAUACUCGCUAUGAUAUCACUGUUGCCUUUGAAAACCUCCCUCCGGCUUACCACAUCAAGAACUUCAUAUGGAAAACCUAUAACCCAGCUUUCUCACAAGUGGAAAUCUGGUUCCGAUUUGUCUUUGUCGUUCUUACAUUCAUAGUCACAUGUCUUUUCGCACAUUCCUUGAGGAAGUUCUCCAUGAGAGACUGGGGAAUAGAGCAAAAAUGGAUGUCUAUCCUCCUUCCUCUGCUAUUGCUUUAUAAUGAUCCAUUUUUCCCUCUCUCAUUCCUAAUUAACAGUUGGUUUCCUGGAAUGUUAGAUGAUCUCUUUCAGUCACUGUUCUUGUGUGCGUUGCUGCUGUUCUGGCUCUGUGUCUAUCAUGGGAUACGAGUGCAGGGAGAAAGGAGAUGCUUAACAUUCUAUUUUCCAAAGCUCCUUAUUGUUGGUCUUUUGUGGUUGGCUUCAGUUACGUUAGGAAUAUGGCAGACUGUCAACGAACUCCAUGAUCCAACAUAUCAGUAUGGGGUUGAUGCAAGUAAUUUUCAGGGGAUGAAAAUCUUUUUCCUUGUGGUGGCUACUGUGUACAUUUUGUACCUCUUGUUUCUGAUAAUCAGGGCAUGCUCUGAACUUCGUAACAUGCCCUAUGUUGAUCUUAGGCUAAAAUUCUUGACUGCAUUGACAUUUGUGGUGCUUGUAAUUAGCAUUGCUAUACUGUAUCUGCGAUUUGGAGCACAAGUUUUACAGGACAACUUGGUGGCUGAACUUUCAACUCACUACCAUAACUCUGCCGAGUUCUUGUCCUUCUAUGGCUUACUGAACUUCUAUCUCUACACAUUAGCCUUUGUGUAUUCACCAUCCAUAAAUGCCUUGUAUGAGUCUCAGUUGAAAGACAAUCCUGCCUUUUCCAUGCUGAAUGACUCAGAUGAUGAUGUGAUUUAUGGGAGUGACUAUGAGGAAAUGCCACUUCAGAACGGUCAAGCCAUCAGAGCUAAAUUCAAGGAAGAAUCAGACAGCGAUUAAGUGUGUAUACUGUACAUUAACUGUGUAAUAUAAAAACAGAGCAAUUGUGACUUCUCCCCCAUGUUUCUCCUAUGUUAAUUGAUGAUUGAGCAUAUUUUUCUAUGGCGGGACUUACCAUUUCUCCUUUUCUGUUUACAAAAACCUGAAAUGGAAUGGAAAACUCAUUUUUGGAAGAGAUUUAUUUUAAAUGACUACUAUGAAUAUUGGAAAGACUUGUGAUUGAAAGUUUUCAGAACAGGUUACUAAAUCAAAGAUGCUUCAGAGGUCUUAAUUCAUUGUGAAUCGCUCAUUGAUAUCCCCAAAUGAAAUCAGCUCAGUUCAGAGUAAUUUAUUUUGAUUGUUGCAAAAACGGGUUGGAGGGAAUGCCUCUUGCACCAUCCUUUUUUAUCCCAAAUUCUAUUCAAAGAUGGCACUUUUUUCUUCUGGGGAACCUUGGAGUCUGUAAACAAAAAAAAAAGUGUGAUACCUUAGAACCAGAGUGAUAGAAAACAAUGUGCAAAUUUUCAAGUUCUUCAGAACAUUGACCUGUAUGCUGAAUAGAGGCUUUUGGAGAACCUGAAAGUUUGCACACUGUUCUUUGUUACCUUUUAUUAAGACCAACAAAAGUAUUAAUUUGUUUCUGGAUUUUGCUUUGAUCAGAUGUGGCUACCUGUAUCUACAAUGUGUUUCUAUUUCAGGGAUGAAGAGAUGGCAAGUAAGAAUCAUGUUUAUAUUUCACUCAGUACCUAAGUUCAUCAGAUUAGGGCACUUAAUGAGUUGCUGACUUUUGUUAGGUACAAUUCCUUUUGUUAUCAGUGUGGUUGUACUUGAGGGCAAAAAAGGCUGUAGAAAGGAGAUUCCAAGGCCAUUAUAUCUAAAAAGGUAGAUCACAGAUGUCAGUGAAAAACACAGCAUUGUACCUCAGCAUCUCCUGUUUAAAAAAAAUCUAAUACUGGUUUUCUUAUAAAAAGGUGCAAUUUGAAAUUUAUAUACAUAUUCCAUUAAACUCUCUAGAUCAGCUUUCUAAAUGGGGAUUUAACUCUAGAUAGGUAACCAGGUUAAUCUAUGGUAGGGAAAGUCAAUCAGGACACUAGUGGCACCUUGGAGACUAACUUACAUCUCAUGAAUUGAGCUCUAACUCAUGAAAGCUUUUGUUAGACUCCAGAGUGCCCCUGGACUCCUGUGUUACUUAAAAAGUUUGGUGUUUAAUAAUCAGAAAGAUAGAAACAAAUACAUAAUAUAACGUGGAUGUGUGAACGAGUGUGAAAUAUCUGGGAAGGUAAUUUUUACGCAGUUGGAUCCAGCAGUCAUGGAUAUUUCUUGUCCCCUUCUCUCUCUGUACCCCUACCCCAGUAAUCCUUUUCAGCUCUGGGAAAAUGCAUCUACCACCAAAUUGGAUCUUCCCUGAUUAACUAUGAAUUAAAUUCUGUGAUCUGCCAGCAUGAGGUGUUUUCCCUUGUUCCCUUCACUCCAGCAGUUCUUUCUGAACUCAGGAAAGUUGAUUCCUCAACUUAUAGGAUCUGCUUAAAUGAAUAAACAUAUGUGGGGGACUGCAUAGAAAGUGGGAAGGAGUGAAAGUGCCUUGUCCUCUGUCUUCCCAGUCAAUGGAGCUCUGCUGACAAAAGAGACAGGGGGAUUGAUCCCCCCCCCCCCCCGCCCACACACACACCUCAGCACAGCCCACUGACCUGCAUAGUUAUUAGUCCAGGCAGAUCUUGCAACCUUAAGAAUUCACUUUCCUAAGGAUGGAAGG
Molecule: messenger RNA, 3383 nt
Organism: Eublepharis macularius
Lineage: Eukaryota; Metazoa; Chordata; Lepidosauria; Squamata; Eublepharidae
Gene: TMEM181
Product: transmembrane protein 181
Exons: 17
Coding region: 83-1651 (522 amino acids)
Molecular function (GO): toxic substance binding
Source: RefSeq, a predicted model, not a curated record